AUGCAGCCAGGGAUUAUCUAUGGCCCUAAUGGGACGGCGACGGCUUGCUGGCUUCCAGGCCAGCUCAACGGCUUCGUUCCUCAGCUUUCCGCACAGGGCUAUGUCCAACCUCAAUUUCCCCCAGAGCUGCAAUUCCCAGGAGGCGCGCACGGGUAUCCGCAGCAGGUCCCACCCUUUCCUAGCCUGCCCGGGUACCCUCAGCCGGGACCUAUCCUGGCCGAGCCGGGGCAGGUCCUUUCACUGCCGAAUCCAAAUGGAAAUCUGCAGCCACUAGCUGGCAUGCCCGCGGUUGGGUUACCUGGCACGGGGCCCGUGCUCUUCCACCAGCAGCCCCACACGCACAUGGAGCACCCUCAAAGUCAGCAAGCGGUUGCGACAUCGCUAGAACCGCCUGCGGCGGCGUUGCAGGCUUUGCCGAAUAGUCAACAGCAGCCCCAGCAGCUUCUUAAUGAGGGGUCGAGGGAAGGGCAGCAGCAGCUAGCAGGGCGAGUUGCAGCAGAGCAAGGCGUCGACGCAGGGGUCGAUGGCGUCGCCUGUGCAGCAACCGCGACAGCCACACGCGGUAAUGGCACCGCUGCCGCGGCCGCGGGGGUCCUCCCUGUUCCCGGCUCACCCACCCCUCAGCUGCACCAACAACACCAACAGCAGCACCAACAGCAUUCGCAGCAUCAGACCGCCAUUAAAGCGACGAACAGCGACGACAGCUUAGGCAGCGCAUUCGGCGAUGUGGAGGAGUUCACUAGGGAUUUCGGGCGCAUUCCCUCGCCGCCGCCCCUGCCGGCUGACUUCCAUAGCGCCGCGAAUGGGGGCACCAAUGGCAUGCUCUUCAAUUUUGCCCAAUUCAGCCAGAAGCUGCCUCGCUCGCAGAGUCAAACGCGCUUGGACAAGAAUCUAUCAGCAGUUGGCCUGGGUCUUGACAACGGAUUGGAUGCGGACCUUCUGUACGACCACUCAGACGACGGGGAUCUCAUGCAACUGCUCUUUGGGGUCCCCGACGAGCUCCCGACGAUGGCCACGAUACACCUUCAUAAGUGGAGCAACGGUGACGAGGAGGAGGAGGAGGUGUUGGAGCCGGGGGGUAACGGUGGGGAGCGCAGCGGACUAGCAGCGGCGACGGCGGCGGCAGGGCCUGGGCCGAGCUCCUCUGGCCGGGUUGGCGGCGGCGACGCCGACGGUGCCCUGUCGCACCCUUUUGACCGCACCAGCAGCCAUGUGGUAGAGGGGACGACGACAGCCGCAGUGACCUCUCAGCAGCAGCACCACCACCAGCCGGGUGAGGAGAGUGUUGUGGGGACGCCGGUGCUCGCAGCGGGCGAAGAGCAACAGCCUCACCAGCAGCGCCAUGAGCAUCAGCAUCAGCAGGGGCAGUCCGGGGUCAUUAACUUGAAAACGGAGCUGUUGCUGGACGGGCACCUGCACGAGCCGGGGCCGGAACCCUACCUGGUGCAUGGUGGCAGUGUUGGUGGCGGCAAGGUGGCGCUGGGGCAGCUGGUGAACGGUCUUUCGAGUAAUCAGAGCCACCCAGGAGACGAACACCACAGGGAGGACCACUCGGAUGCGAAGUGGACGGACAAACGGACGCACGGUGGAGACAGUGAGGGGCCCAGAGUGACGAACGGGCUGGCUGGACAGCCGCUGCUACUGCUGCUGCCGCCGCCGCCGCCACCCCUUUGCGGCCGCGGCACUCACCGGGGAAGGGGGUUCAGCCUGCGGUUGGGCUGGAAGGUCGAAAAGGGUGCUUCCGAAACCCGGGAGGGCCUCCUCCCCUCCACCUGA
Messenger RNA from Volvox carteri f. nagariensis, 1776 nucleotides. RefSeq lists its product as uncharacterized. The transcript has 5 exons. The record is from RefSeq and is a predicted model, not a curated record. Bases 1 to 1776 code for a protein of 591 amino acids. NCBI's taxonomy places the organism in Eukaryota, Viridiplantae, Chlorophyta, Chlorophyceae, Chlamydomonadales, Volvocaceae.